GGUGAAGAAGACGUGCCGUGCCAGAUUCUACUGGUAGGAAAAGAAAGGACGAAACCCUCUACAAGGCUGUUCUGAUUCCUGAUUCCGUUCCGUCGGAAUAUCAACGAAAUCUGCAGUUGUGGCUACGGGUAAGCGGGCGGUGUUACAAUCUUGUUCAGAUAGUAAUUUUGCAGACUGGGCUGUGGCUGUGGCUUCUUCUCCUGCUACUCAUUCUUCUGCUGCUCCAGCCUUUGGGGACCUAUCUUUAGGUUUUAAUGCAGCCCCCAACGCCGCCGUGGACGGUGGCGCCGCCUCAGGAGGCCAUGUUGGGCUGUGGAGCUCCUCUUCCGCUAGGCAGAUGCAGCAGCAGAUUAGCCAUGGAGUUCCCCCGGAUAUGGGCAUGUUCGUGGUGGCGCCGGCGGCGUCUUUUCUCCACCAUUUUCAGCCCGCCUGUAUCAGCUUUGACGGAUCCGCCACCGUGAGCGGCGGAGGGUUGCAGCUGUGGCAGAGCCAAGAUACGGCGGCGCCGGCGCCGGCGCCGGAUAUUAGUUAUACCAAGAAGCUCGGCGAGCAUCCCCACGGCAGCCCUAGUAGUAAUUCCCAGAGUUUUUUUCAGCUUCACGGCGGCGCAGCCGCCGACGGUGGCGGCGCCGCCGUGUCGACUUGUCAAGACUGCGGAAACCAAGCAAAAAAGGACUGCAUCCAUCGGCGGUGCCGGACAUGUUGCAAGAGUCGCGGUUUAGACUGUUCUACCCACGUGAAAAGCACGUGGGUUCCGGCGGCGCGCCGCCGCGAACGGCAGCAAGUCUCUCAGGCCACCAGCCCCGCCGCCGUGUCUUGUUCGCAGUCAGUUUCCUCCGGCGUUAAGAAACCCAGGCUAGUCCUGGGCAAUAAUUCCCAAACAUCCCACACUUCCACCUCAAACAACACGGCCACCACGCCGAGAAGCUUCGACACCGGCGACAGCAGCGGCGGCGGCUCGAUGCCGAAGCAGGUAACCGCCCCGGCGGAGUUCCGGUGCGUCCGCGUCAGCCCCGUGGACGGCGGCGAGGACGACGAGUUCGCUUACCAAGCCGUAGUAAGAAUCGGCGGCCACGUUUUCAAAGGCUUCCUCUACGACCAAGGCCUCGAAAACGACGGCGACGAUCACGCCGGAAACAAUGCCCAACACCCCGGAUUAUUCCCCAACAUAUCCGACUUAAACUUGGGCGCCCGAGGCGGCAAUAACAACGUUAUUCUCGGUGGUACAACCUCGUCGGCGCCGCCAAUUCUUGCACCUUCAUCAUCAGAACCUCACGACAUCUUCGCCGCCGGCGCCGGCGGAAUCAUCGGAAUGGGAGGGGGUUCGAAUUUUGGCAUUGGAAACCCUUUCUAGUAGAUUGAAAUUGAUUUCUAGUUUUUUGAUAAAAUCGUACUCAUUUAUAAAGUCAGUCUUUUCUGAUGCUAAGAACAUAUUAACACUGUGUACUUCCCUACAUUGUUGUAUUCGUUUCUGCUUAUUAUUUAAGAUUUAAGAAAAUUUAAAACUCUGAUCUUAA
Messenger RNA from Ipomoea triloba (trilobed morning glory), 1517 nucleotides. RefSeq names its product protein LATERAL ROOT PRIMORDIUM 1. Gene Ontology annotation, cellular component: nucleus. The record is from RefSeq and is a predicted model, not a curated record. Gene Ontology annotation, biological process: positive regulation of DNA-templated transcription. NCBI's taxonomy places the organism in Eukaryota, Viridiplantae, Streptophyta, Magnoliopsida, Solanales, Convolvulaceae. The coding region runs from base 338 to 1354 and encodes 338 amino acids. The transcript has 2 exons. Gene Ontology annotation, molecular function: DNA binding; DNA-binding transcription factor activity.